This is a messenger RNA of Pestalotiopsis fici W106-1, 966 nucleotides long. RefSeq lists its product as uncharacterized. The transcript has 3 exons. Gene Ontology annotation, molecular function: catalytic activity. Lineage: Eukaryota; Fungi; Ascomycota; Sordariomycetes; Amphisphaeriales; Sporocadaceae. The record is from RefSeq and is a predicted model, not a curated record. Bases 1 to 966 code for a protein of 321 amino acids.
AUGGAUAAGAUUGUCAAAGUCGGCGCUGUUCAGGCUGAGCCAGUAUGGCUCGACUUGGAAGGAAGUGUGGAUAAGACAAUUGCUUUGAUCGAGCAAGCCGCCGCUGAUGGAGUUCAAGUGCUCGGAUUUCCCGAAGUUUGGAUCCCUGGAUACCCAUGGCAAAUGUGGACGUCGCCAGUCAUCAACAAUGCCGGCUGGGUACACGAAUACAUGGGCAACUCAAUGGCGCGCGACUCGCCCCAGAUGAAGCGAAUCCAAGACGCCGUUAAAAAAGCCGGCAUGGUAGUUGUCCUUGGGUACAGCGAACGUGAUGGUGCCAGCCUUUACAUGGGCCAGUCAUUCAUCUCGCACGAGGGCGAGAUCCUGCACCAUCGGCGCAAGAUCAAGCCGACGCAUGUCGAGCGAACCAUAUGGGGCGACGGCCAGGCCGAGUCCCUGAAGACGGUGGUUGACACCAAGUUUGGCAAGAUCGGUGCUCUCAACUGCUGGGAGCAUCUCCAGCCGCUGCUCCGCUAUCACGAGUACGCACAAGGCGUCCAGAUCCAUAUCGCUAGCUGGCCGGCCGAGUUUGAGAUGCCUGAUCCCGAAAAGAUUGCUUGGCUCUACCAUGAGACUGGUGAAGCGAGUUAUCGCGCCAGCCAGUUCAUGGCCAUUGAGGGCUGCACGUUUGUCGCUGUCUCUUCGCAGGUCCUGACUGAGAAGAAUUUGGAAAAGAAUAUGUUGACAGGCAACCCCGUGACCAAGACGCCCGGAGGUGGCUUCUCAAUGAUCUUUGGGCCGGACGGCAAGCCGCUCUGCGAGCCAAUCUCUGACGGGGAGGAGAAGAUUAUCACGGCCGAGGUCAAUCUUCGGGAUAUCGACAAGCCAAAGGCGUUUAUAGAUGUUGUUGGCCAUUACGCAAGACCUGAUUUGCUCAGUCUCUCGGUAAACACUAAGGUUGCCAAGCAUGUCAACAUCAAUGAGUAG